AUGGUAACACUCGACGAGGUCCCAAAGGACCUCCUCCAGAACCCAUCCACCACCGACCACGAAGCCCUUGACCGCGUCCCCUCCACCUACAAGCCCCUCCACACCUUCAAGCUUAGCAAAGACCGCUCAUACCAGCAGCAAUAUGGCGACAUGUACUUCCUGCGCCUCGCGAAAAUUAAACCCGCCGUGGAGAGGGUAGCCGCCGCGGCUUGGGACGACCUCGAGAUCCACAGCGAGCGCGUGAAGAAGGUCGAUCGCGUGCUGGACGUACGGCAGGGCGAUCUGUGCUGGGUUGCAGGGACGGUGUACAUGGAUAUGUCUUUGAAGCCGAAUAUCUUAGAGGAUGUGUCCAACGAUCGCUGGCUUUCGGCCCCGGUUACUACGGAAAAGUACUACUCCGACGACGAUACCGACCAAAUAAUGCUAGAAGACGAGUCAGGACGCAUUCGACUGGUAGGGAAUAAGCUGAAAUCCGUACCCCUCGUGACGGGAUGCAUCAUCGCCGUCAUGGGAACCGAGACCGUUAACGGCGAGCUCGACGUGGCCGAUAUUAAAUUUCCCGAUCUUUCUCCCCAACCCGGCCGAUGGGCGCUCUGCAAACCUCCUACUUCCCGAGUAGAGGACGAAGAUGUCGAAAUGUCCGGCCAAGAGUCUCGAGUAAGGGGGGGCCCAAAAGUCGCUAUCGUAUCCGGACUGAACUUUUCCAGCCGCGACGCCUCAUAUGCCAUGGAAACCAACCUCUUGCUAGAAUUCCUCCUCGGCGAAGCCCUCGACCCUGCCGCCCAAAAGGAUAUCGCGCAAAUCUCACGGCUAAUCAUCGCCGGCAACUCCGUUGCCCCCGACCAGCGCGAAGACAAACCCGACAGGAGAGGAGCCCACAAAAAGUACGGCUACGAUGCUAGUUCCUACAAUUCCACGCCUUUCGAGCUCCUCGACUCCUUCCUCGCCGAGAUCCUCCCCUCUAUACCCGUCACUCUACUCCCCGGCACCAACGAUCCUUCCAACGCCGCGUAUCCCCAGCAGCCCGUGCACCCAGCCAUGUUCCCCAAGGCGAGGGCGUUCGUACCGGUUGAUACUGCUUCUGAACCUGGAUGGCUGGACUGCGUGACGAAUCCGUGGGAGGGUGAGGUUGAGGGGUGGCGCUUCUUGGGGACGGGUGGACAGAAUGUGGAUGACGUUUUUAAGUAUAUUGGCAGCGACGAUCGCUUGGGCAUGAUGGAGGGGAUGUUGAGGUGGAGAUGCGUCGCCCCUACUGCUCCAGACACUUUAUGGAGCUACCCGUUCCAGGACGAUGAUCCCUUCGUGCUCAAAAUGUGUCCCCACCUCUAUUUCGUCGGAUGUCAGCCAUCCUUUUCAACCAUGACCAUCGAUGGCCCGCAAGACCAGACCGUCCGCCUCGUUACCGUGCCUUCCUUCUCGGAAACUGGGGAGAUUGUCCUCGUCGACACGGAGACGCUGGAAGUCUCCGCCGUCCAGAUUGUCACGGUACCGAAGACCCCGGCGUAG
Messenger RNA from Scedosporium apiospermum, 1506 nucleotides. RefSeq names its product DNA polymerase subunit delta-2. The transcript is spliced from 4 exons. Gene Ontology annotation, cellular component: delta DNA polymerase complex. Gene Ontology annotation, biological process: DNA strand elongation involved in DNA replication; DNA replication. Bases 1 to 1506 code for a protein of 501 amino acids. Lineage: Eukaryota; Fungi; Ascomycota; Sordariomycetes; Microascales; Microascaceae. The record is from RefSeq and is a predicted model, not a curated record. Gene Ontology annotation, molecular function: DNA binding.